Penicillium angulare is the source of this 4122-nucleotide messenger RNA. RefSeq names its product DNA-directed RNA polymerase. Gene Ontology annotation, cellular component: mitochondrial DNA-directed RNA polymerase complex. The record is from RefSeq and is a predicted model, not a curated record. Gene Ontology annotation, molecular function: mitochondrial promoter sequence-specific DNA binding; DNA-directed RNA polymerase activity. Gene Ontology annotation, biological process: mitochondrial transcription. The transcript has 2 exons. Bases 1 to 4122 code for a protein of 1373 amino acids. Lineage: Eukaryota; Fungi; Ascomycota; Eurotiomycetes; Eurotiales; Aspergillaceae.
AUGUUGUCCAGAGUUGCUCGUCAGAAAAAUGCCAUCUUUCAUUUACGAAAGGCCAAUGCCCACCGGGCAUUGGGCAAGUCUUCGAUGCCCCGACUCCAUUCUAGUUCUGCUCGAUCGAGUCCUGUGUUGAAUUCUCCUAGCAACCCGGCACCUGAAAAGCGCAGGCCAUCUUUCCAAUCGUCGCAUCGCAACCUCGCUACCGCAGCGGAUCCGUUCGUACUCGAUCAACCGUCAUACUCGUCCAUCGUUGAUGAAUCUUCAUUGACGCAUGCUAUGGAAUCGCCGAUAAGCCCGAAAUCCUUAUUUUCGAACAUCGAAUUCGACCCGUCUUCCUUGAUCAUCGUUGAACAGGAACCCACAACCCAGCCAACAAUCUUUCGCAAAGUUCGAGGCAUUGGUGGCGAUCCCAACGAGAUGAUGGCCAAUUUCGAUAUGUCCCUCAAGGUUGGCAGAUUUGAUCGAGCCGCCACUCUGUUAACUCGUUUGAGAUCUGUUUACACGGCCGACUCUGUCGAGUUCACACACCUGCACAACCGGUAUCUGAAGGAAAUGAUCUCUCAUAUGAUCAUAUAUCGCCAGAGCGAGAUGGUUCCCCCGGUGCAAAGGUGGUUUGAGCGUGACAUGGGCGCCCUUGGCGUGAAGCCGGAUCCCAUCACGUAUGCCUCUAUGAUUCGCAUGGCGCUGCGUAUGCUCCACGGUUCUAAGCGCGACCGGACAGUCCGCCGAUACUGGGAACUUGCUAAGAAGGAGGAUCUUCACGAGGAUCUUUUGGCAGUUGAAAUCCUGACAGAUCUGGAUCUGGGUGAAUUGUCUGAGAUUUGUUCCUCCGAUUUAGGACACGCCAAAAUUGAUUUAGAAGAACUUCAAAACUCUGUCGACCUGUCGCCUCAAAACACGGAUCAAAUCGCGGAAGUUCUAGCGGCGGAUCAGAAGGGUCUUGGAUUAACUUCACUCAAGGAAUCUCUGGGCUUGUUCGCGGACAAGUUUCAAAUUUCUCUCCCCGCUGAUUUCGAAGGCACCGAAGAACAACGAAAAGAAUUGUACAACCAACUCAGACAACGGCAACUUGAGGCUGAUACAAUCAAGUCUGCAAGGAAUCGCUGGCGUGCCGAAUAUGAAGGCAUGACAAAAGCUGGAAUUGAUACAAUGACAAGCAAAAAGCAAAUAAACACUGUGAUCAGCCAAUGGCAUGGUGAUCUUGUGCUCAAAAUCAAAAAUGAACUCAAGAUGGCAGAGGAAGAAGAAGGAAAACCAAUUCGAACAACCGCGCAGUUGAACCGAUGCGAAUACUCGGUCUUCCUCAAAUGCCUUGAUGUCGACCGCCUGGCUGCGAUCACUAUUCUCGCUACAGUUGCCUCUUUCACUCGCGCGGGCGUAGACAAAGGUGUCAAAAUUUCUGCAGUUGCUUCCACCGUUGGGCGUGACAUCCAAGAUGAGUUGAUUGCGGAUGCAUGCCUUAAAAAGGCCACUAAUCAGGACUCUCGUCGUACCAAAGUCUUGAAAGAACUUCUUGGAGACCGAAAGAGCAAAACUGGCCGCAUGCGUUGGAAGAAUAUGUCUGAGAGUAUGCAAGUGGAGGAUCCUACACUGUCUUGGAACUCGCGAAUCCAAGUCAGAGUUGGUGCGGUCUUGACCUGCUUUCUCUUCGAUGUCGCCAAAGCCCCCGUCAAGAGCAAGAACGAUAAGACAGGAAAAGUGACGCGCUCCAUGCAACCCGCCUUUCAACAUCUUUACCAGAUCACAUUUGGAAAACGCCUGGGCCUCCUUCACUUGCACCCGGAGAUUGUGAAAAUAGUCAAGUCAGAACCUCCAGUGGAUCUCCUUGGUCGCCACCUUCCCAUGGUCUGCGCUCCAAAACCAUGGACAGGGGCAAAAGAUGGAGGCUACUUGAUCUAUCAAAGCAACAUCGUCCGUACUACUCCUGGUGAAGGGCUUCAGCCCCUUUAUGUCAAAACCGCCCUUGAAAAGGAUGGCUUGAAGGAAAUUCGACAUGGUCUUGAUGUUCUCGGUGGCACUGGUUGGGUUAUCAACCGAGACGUUUUUGAUGUUAUGCUUGAAGCUUGGAACUCCGGUGAAGACGUCGCAAACCUGUCGCCCUUGGAGCCAGAUCUUCAACUACCCCCCAAGCCAGAUCCCUCAGCUGGCCCUGAAGCAGAGAAGGCUUGGCAGAACCAGAUGCGCGACUUGGAAAACCAGAGGUCCGGUUUCCACUCGCAAAGAUGUUUCCAAAACUUUCAGAUGGAAGUUGCACGUUCUUUCCGUAACGAGACCUUCUACCUUCCUCAUAACAUGGAUUUCCGUGGUCGUGCCUACCCUCUUCCCCCCUACCUUAACCAGAUGGGGGCAGAUAAUGCCAGAGGCCUACUUCUUUUCAGCAAAGCCAAGCCACUUGGUGUCAAUGGUAUGCGCUGGCUGAAGAUUCACAUUGCCAAUUUGGCUGGAUUUGACAAAGCAAGCAUGGCCGAGCGUGAGCAAUUCGCUGUGGACAACCUCGACAGCAUCCUGGACUCUGCCAACAAUGGUCUCAAUGGCAAGCGAUGGUGGUUGAAGGCAGAGGAUCCAUGGCAGUGUUUGGCAGCUUGUUGCGAACUUCGCAAUGCUCUUCGUCAUCCUGACCCGCUCCAAUAUCCUUCUCGUCUGCCAGUUCACCAGGAUGGUUCUUGUAACGGCCUCCAGCACUAUGCUGCGCUUGGUGGUGAUAGCGUGGGUGCUCAGCAGGUCAACCUCGAGCCAUCUGAUAGACCAUCUGAUGUUUAUACCGGUGUAUCAGAUUAUGUGAAAAAGGCUGUGGCCGCAGACGCCGCACAAGGCCACCAGAUGGCCAAGGUGCUCGAUGGAAAGAUUACUCGAAAAAUCGUUAAGCAGACUGUCAUGACUAAUGUCUACGGUGUGACCUUCAUGGGUGCAAUGAGACAAGUUCGCAGGCAGCUCGUCGACCACUACCCGGAAAUGAGUGUUGAGCAAAAGAAAGCAGGCUCCUUGUAUAUCGCCCGCAAGAUUUUCCAAGCUCUUGGUACCAUGUUCAAUGGUGCCUCUGAGAUUCAGCACUGGCUAGGUGAUUGUGCCAGCCGUAUUACUCAGUCUAUUUCUCCCGAUCAGAUUGAUCAAAUCGCUAAGGAAGUGAUGUCGCCUAAUUCUGAUGAAUCUGCGACGGCGUCCAAGGCUUUAGAUCCAGCCAAGAGAUUCCGGUCAACCGUCAUUUGGACCACACCGCUUGGUCUUCCUGUCGUUCAACCAUACCGCACCCGCAAGGCGCGGCGUGUCCAGACUAGUCUACAAGACAUCAAUGUUGUGGACUACAGCACCGAAGACGUAGUCUCAAGACGCAAGCAGCUCCAGGCGUUCCCACCAAACUUCAUCCACUCCCUCGAUGCGACUCAUAUGAUGUUAUCCGCCAACGCGUGCGAGAGAGCCGGUCUUACUUUCUCUGCCGUGCAUGACUCCUUCUGGACUCAUGCCGGCGAUAUCGAUACCAUGAACCAUAUCCUCCGUGAUGCUUUCGUCCACAUGCACUCCGAUGAUGUUAUUGGGCGGCUUGCGGCGGAGUUUAAUAUCCGUUACAGCAAGAACUUGUUCCUCGCAAAGCUCCCCGCCAAAAACCCAAUCGCGAAGGCAAUCCGUGCUAGUCGUAAAACUGCCGGUAACAACCAGAAGAUCAUGGACCUGUUCGCUGAAUCCCGACGACAGGCUCUUUUGAGAUCGGAAGAUCCUGCUGAGCAAGCUGAAGGCCGUGCCAUGCAGACUGCAGCCGGAAUCUUUGAAUCACUUGGUGGAUCCGACAGUGAUCUCGUUAUUUCCAGCAGUUUGGGAGCCGCUGAAGUGGGUCAGAUCCCAGAAGACUUAGCUGCCGCCGAGCGCAGACCAGACGCAAACAUUGAUUUCAGCGACCCUGCCAUCUCAAGUUUGUUCACUGAGCUCGACAUGAUGGAUUCCAAGGACACUACAACAGACAAUGGAAUUAUCGAUGCCGAUGAUACAGCAGACGCAAGCACCUCGACAAAGAAGAAGCCCGCCCAAGGCGCCUACACUUGGCUCUGGUUGCCUCUUCGCUUCCGUAACGUCCCUGCCAAGGGUACUUGGGAUAUUACCCGUAUCCGUGACAGUCAAUAUUUCUUUUCUUAA